Oikopleura dioica is the source of this 306-nucleotide messenger RNA. The record is from the annotation of a GenBank genome assembly. NCBI's taxonomy places the organism in Eukaryota, Metazoa, Chordata, Appendicularia, Copelata, Oikopleuridae.
AUGAAAAUUUUGAGAUUUUCUUUACUUGCUGCUUUAUCCCAAGCGCUUCCGAGCCAGAAAUCGAGCAAAAUCGAGACUCGAAAAUGUCACAUUCACGCUCCGACCAUCGAUGACUGUAUCGGACAGUGCGCCCUUCAGUCACAUUGCGACUGUGUCACUUACUAUCCAGAAAACAAGCAGUGCCAGCUCAAGGAGGAGGACGACGGCACUCACAUGAAAAUGGACGGAAAAGCGCAGACAGUGUGCAAACAUGGUGUCUACAUCGGGAUGAAAAUUGACGGUGGAGACAUUCAUUGCGAACACUGA